CACAAACCCCGCCGCCGCCGCAUUUCUCAUUCCACCUCGCCACUUCCCCGUUCAGCAAACUGAGAGUCCAUCUCUUAUGGAAAAUUCUGAUCCGCAGCUUCCGACACUCGAAAUCCGCCUGCUGCAAAACCGUCGGAUAGCUGCUGAGGAAGUUGAUCGCCGGCACCCCCUUCAAGCGCGGCUUCGCUUCUCACCACCAGCGGGGAAAUUCUUACUCAAAUCCAGCAACCUGUUCGACGAAAUGCCGAGGUCAGGGGGAGCGAUCGGGGAGACAGACGAAGUGCAGGGCCUGAAAUUCAUCCCUAUAAAAAAGGACACACCUAGCAGGUUCGUGAAGUUUUUUCCCCUCUGUCUUACUGUGAAAUCGUUGAUCGUUCAAGCAGCCAGUUUCUUAUUCCUUCAUCCUUCAUCCUUCGUCAUUCCUACUUCUCCUUCCUUCAUCCUUCGUCCUUCUUCCUUCAUCCUUCGGCCUUCGUCCUUCCUACUUCUUCGUCCUUUCUCCUUCGUCGUUCGUCCUUCUUCCUUCUUCUUUGUCUUCUUCUUCUUCUUUCUUGGUACGGUUCUUUUUCACCUCCUCUCAAAAUGGCCAUGGCCGCGGCCGCAAAGGCGUUGUAUGUAGCGGAAAUGGCCGAGCUUGAAGCAGCCGUUAACCUCGAUAGAUUAGAACGCAAAAGAGAAUACCUGGUUAUUAGGAUUGUUGUCAAUCAAGUACCUCUCCACACAGCAUUAUUCUUUUGCCAAUCGAACAUUGACCGAGCCAGAGAAAAACUCGCCUUCCGAACUGCCAUCCGCCGAGCCGCCGCCGCUCUUCUUCCAUACGUUUUGGAACAGCCGGCCAAAAGGCGCCGGCUGCACUAGUCAGCCCGACUUCCUUUUUUUUCUUUUUCUUUUUCUUUUUCUUUCCUUCAAUCCUUUCUUGCUUUCUUUAGUUCGUUGGAUUUUUCCCCCUGCAUUUUCUUCUCGGGAAAUGACUAGGGAAGCUUGCUACGGCGGCGACAGUUGGUCCUCGACGGUGCCGUGUCAGCUGUUCUUUGUUCGCAUCUGCAAACUUGCGGAUCAUGGGUCAAUUUCAUUUGGGGGAUACGAAUCGGAGAGUCUAGCUUGGGAGAAAUUCUCAGUGUUCUCUCGCAAGAGGCCCAAGAAGGAUGUGGAGAAGUCUACUGCACCAGGUUUCGUUGCUCAGAAGAAGGCCUAUUUUGAGGAGUACUUCAAGGGUUUCAGAGCUAUGAAAGGGUUGUUCAAACGGGAAUCUAGGAUAGAUAGCAGAAGGGCAGGGAAAGUUAACGGUGUGACAAAAUGGGGAAGUUGCAGCAGUAGCAGCUAUACUGUACCAAUUCAGGUUCUGAAGAACGAGGAUAGUGCUGAUCUUGUUUCUAAUCACAAUGUUUCCACGAUGAUGGGGGAUGAGUGUGGGAAUGGUGAACGUCAAUCUCAAGCAGAUAGUUCAUCCAUUAGUAAUCCAGGUACCGUACGUAAAGAUCGCUUAAAGUGCUCCAAAAAUGGGAACCGUGCAAAACAAGGAAAGAAACAGAUCUCUGCCAAGGGGUCUGUUGCUUCAAUUGCAAGCAUAGUGAAACUGAGUACAGAUUUGGGGAAGAGAUCUGGUGGGUUGAAGCCAUCUGUGAGUCGAAGUGUUACGAAGAAGACGGUGAAAGAAAUUAAUCCUGCCCAGGCUUCCACAAGCACUAAAUCCAACCAUGCCAGUUCCGGUAAGAAACUCGGGGAAGUUCAGAAGAGUACAGCCAGUGGUGUUCACGUGAAAUCAACAAGAGAGAAGAUGGUGUCACCUGCAAAGAGCGAAAAUAGCUUAGUGAAGCCAAAUGUAACUUCAACUAGUUCAGGAAGGCUUCCAGUAUCUGCUCAGAACACGAAAGGGAUUGCUAUCACUGGCCAUCAGAAGAGACCAAGUCUCUCUAACAGGCUAUUUACCACAGUUCGGGACUCCCUGGGAUUGACAUAUGAUGUGUCAUUCGAAUUGAGCCUAUUUGAUAGGCUUCACCUCGGAUGGUACAUGGGAGCUGUCACUCUAACUCCAAGCAAGAAUAUUUCAUGCAUUAAAGAUCUCAAUUGGCUCUACGAAGCUGGUCAUGUGGGGAUGUCUAAGUUUGUUACAACUUCAAUUGGGAUCGUGCGAGAUAUGGCAAUUGGCAAGAUUAAAACCACUGAAAAAGCAUAUCAUGCUACUGUUGAGCAGGCCAUUGAUCGAAGGACAAGGAUGGUUUUGUUCAAAAUGCUUAAUCGCGGCGUGUUGAAUGAUCUGAAUGGAUGUAUUUCGACUGGAAAGGAGCUUCUUUGGGAGAGGAGGAGGAAACCGAAGAUGAUGGAUUCGGGGUACCAAUGCCAGGAGGGAGAAGGGGUUUAACGACGAUGACAUGACCAACAAGUUGUACUUCUCCGUAAGACUGAAUACACGGUUUUCUUUCGGUGGCCGCUGUCGUUACUGGUUCAACCGCUGAGACUUGCUGUAAAGCCCAUCCAUAUCAUCAGCACUGUGCUUACUUGGUGGGAAAUUCAUUCAUAGGCAAAAAGAAAUUUUGAGACCAUCAUUGUAACAGUAAAGACCUUUCUUGUAUCAUUUUUUUGCUGUAUAACACGAAUAGUGUCUGCCAUAAUCAUGUUCUUACAUAGAAUAGCAAUCCAAGUAGAAAUGUAAAGUCGUAAUUGUUUUUUUUUUUUUUGUGUGUG
Molecule: messenger RNA, 2685 nt
Organism: Linum tenue
Lineage: Eukaryota; Viridiplantae; Streptophyta; Magnoliopsida; Malpighiales; Linaceae
Source: the annotation of a GenBank genome assembly